Molecule: messenger RNA, 3469 nt
Organism: Nomascus leucogenys (northern white-cheeked gibbon)
Lineage: Eukaryota; Metazoa; Chordata; Mammalia; Primates; Hylobatidae
Gene: FBXW10B
Product: CMT1A duplicated region transcript 1
Exons: 12
Coding region: 227-3418 (1063 amino acids)
Molecular function (GO): protein binding
Source: RefSeq, a predicted model, not a curated record
AAGCCAUGUUUCCAAGGAGGUCUGUACAAAAAACCAGACUUCUACUGGCAGUUUCUGAGAGAGAUACGCUUUCCAUCCAUGGCAGCCAUUUACUUUUGCUCUGGGAAACGUUUGUAAUAGAAAAGGCAUAACUGGGGUAUUUAUUCAUUUCCCCCCGUUCCUCUAGUGUUUGAUGGCGUUGCCGUUGCAAGUGGCAGGGCUCAAAUGAACUGGUUAUCUCAGGAUCAUGGAAAACCUGGAAUCGAGACUCAAGAAUGCCCCCUAUUUUCGUUGUGAGAAGGGAACUGAUUCCAUUCCUCUGUGCCAGAAGUGUGAGACGUGUGUCUUAGCCUGGAAGAUCUUCUCUACAAAAGAGUGGUUCUGCAGGAUCAAUGACAUAUCACAGAGGAGGUUUCUAGUUGGCAUUCUGAAGCAGUUAAAUAGCUUAUAUUUGUUACACUAUUUCCAAAAUAUCCUUCAGACCACACAGGGAAAGGAUUUCAUCUACAACAGGUCCCGGAUCGACCUCAGCAAGAAAGAGGGGAAAGUUGUGAAGUCCUCCUUGAACCAAAUGUUGGAUAAAACAGUAGAACAGAAGAUGAAAGAGAUCUUGUACUGGUUUGCGAACAGCACCCAGUGGACCAAGGCGAAUUAUACUCUCUUACUGCUGCAGAUGUGCAACCCCAAAUUACUACUCACUGCUGCCAAUGUGAUCAGAGUCCUGUUUCUGAGAGAGGAGAACAGUACCUCAGGGCUCAAUCAAGACAUCACAGAUGUGUGGUUUUCCCCCGAGAAAGACCACAGCUCCCAGUCUACAACCUCACAAGUCUAUUGGACAGCCAAAACUCAGCACACAUCCCUUCCUUUGUCCAAAGCCCCAGAAAAUGAACACUUGCUUGGGGCAGCAUCUAACCCUGAGGAACCAUGGAGGAAUUCACUCCGGUGUGUUUCCGAAAUGAAUAGGCUGUUUUCUGGAAAAGGAGACAUAACCAAGCCAGGGUACGAUCCCUGCAAUCUAUUGGUUAACCUGGAUGACAUCAGAGACCUGUCUUCUGGGUUCAGCAAAUACCGAGACUUCAUCCGUUACCUUCCCAUCCACCUCUCCAAGUACAUUCUAAGUAUGCUGGGGUGUAUGAGGGGAUUUCCCGGACACCUCCCAUCUUGGCUCAGUUCUGGGGUUUCUGGGUCCAUCUUUUUUUUUUUUCCAGGAAUGCUGGAUAGACACACCCUGAACAAGUGCGCCUCUGUGAGCCAGCACUGGGCCGCCAUGGCUCAACAGGUCAAGAUGGACUUGUCAGCGCAUGGCUUCAUUCAGAACCAGAUUACCUUCUUGCAGGGGUCCUACACAAGAAGAAUUGAUCCUAAUUAUGCCAAUAAGGUUUCUAUCCCAGUUCCUAAAAUGGUAGAUGACGGGAAGCGCAUGCGUGUGAAACAUCCGCAGUGGAAGCUGAGAACGAAGAAUGAGUACAACCUGUGGAGUGCAUACCAGAACCAGGAAACGCAGCAGGUCCUGAUGGAGGAGAGAAAUGUUUUCUGUGGGACCUACAAUGUUCGCAUUCUCUCUGACAUGUGGGAUCAAAACAGAGUCAUCCACUAUUCCGGGGGAGAUCUGAUAGCUGUGUCAUCUAAUCAAAAGAUCCAUCUUCUGGACAUCAUACAAGUAAAAGCAAUACCCGUUGAAUUCCGAGGCCAUGCUGGGAGUGUCCGGGCCCUCUUCCUGUGUGAGGAGGAAAACUUUCUCCUAAGUGGAAGCUAUGACCUAAGUAUCAGAUACUGGGAUCUGAAAAGUGGGGCUUGCAUACGAAUCUUCGGUGGUCACCAGGGGACUAUCACUUGCAUGGACUUGUGUAAGAACAGGCUUGUAUCUGGAGGAAGAGAUUGCCAGGUAAAAGUGUGGGAUGUAGACACAGGGAAGUGCCUGAAGACAUUUAGACACAAAGACCCCAUCUUGGCCACCAGGAUCAAUGAUACCUACAUUGUGAGCAGCUGUGAGCGAGGGGUGGUGAAAGUGUGGCACAUUGCCACGGCCCAGUUGGUAAAGACUCUCAAUGGCCACGAGGGAGCCGUGAAGUGCCUGUUCUUCGACCAGUGGCAUCUCCUCUCGGGAAGCACUGAUGGCCUGGUCAUGGCCUGGAGCAUGGUGGGGAAGUAUGAGCGCUGCCUGAUGGCCUUCAAGCAUCCCAAGGAGGUGCUCCACGUGUCCCUUCUCUUCCUCCGGGUCAUCAGCGCCUGUGCAGAUGGCAAGAUCCGAAUUUACAAUUUCCUCAACGGGAACUGUAUGAAGGUGAUAAAAGCCAAUGGCAGAGGUGAUCCUGUGCUGUCCUUCUUUAUUCAGGGCAACAGGAUGGUGGUCAACACAGAGAGCAAUGUUCUCAUGUUCCAGUUUGAGCACAUAAAGUGGCAGUAUGCCAUGGAAAAAACGAAACAAAAGAAGAAUAAGGAAAAAGAGGAGGAAAAAGAAGAAAACAGUCUCAUGGAAAUUCUCUCUAAGUCUAAUAUUCAGGUUCACAGCCCAGGAGAGUCUGUAUCCAGUAAACAAACUAUGAUCCAAGAGCUCCUACCAGGCAAACCUCCCAAGUCCCGAGUACUCCUGAAGCCGGCCAAGUUCUCUUCAGCAGAUAUUGUGGAGAAAGCACAAAAACAAGGACAAUUGGAAACUCCUGGAAAACUGCCCAGUCACCCAAAGAAAAAGUCUUGGAAAAUCCCUAUGUCACCUGACCAAUUCCUCCUGACUGUUAGCACCCUGCAGCAAGCCCAUAAUUCUGGGGAAUUUGCCUAUCCCUGUAGGCCCCAAACAGAAAUUACUGAUGUCUGGGGACCUUCAAUUUCAUACCCAAGGAAGGUCUUGAAUUUCAAAGGAAAAUCAAUCCAACGUGCAGUUGAUCGGUUGAGAUUGAGCAAUCCUCCUAUAGAUGUGAAACAAACCAGUAUUCCCCUUGAAAUCCAGAAACUGCAGCCCAACUUGAAGAUCUCUUUGCACAGUCCCAGAGUCCAGUCCACCAUACCCCAGCCCAUGAUCAUCCGCCCCAGGUUCUCUGGCAGCUUUAAGGGUGGAGACCAAGUGACCAGUUCAAUUGAAAGGGCUGUGUGCAGUACAGGUCCCCUGACCAGUAUGCAGGUCAUUAAACCAAACCGCAUGCUAGCUCCACAAGUGGGCACAGCCACCUUGUCUCUUAAGAAAGAACGGCCUCGCAUCUAUACAGCCCUUGAUCCUCUUAGAGUGAACACUGAGUUCGUGCUGUUGACCGUGAAGGAGGAGAAGGAGCACCAGGAAGCCAAGAUGAAGGAAUAUCAGGCCAGGGAGUCCACUGGAGUGGUUAACACAGGAAAAGCCAGCAAAGCUGCAUGGAUCAGGAAGAUCAAAGGCCUGCCUAUUGAUAAUUUCAUGAAACAAGGGAAAACAGCGGCCCCUGAACUUGGACAAAAUGUAUUUAUCUAAACCAGCCUUGGGAAAUUACAAUGUUUUACAAUAAACAGAAAGCCAAGCGGA